Pelobates fuscus (common spadefoot toad) is the source of this 3647-nucleotide messenger RNA. RefSeq names its product trafficking protein particle complex subunit 9 (gene TRAPPC9). The record is from RefSeq and is a predicted model, not a curated record. The coding region runs from base 52 to 3552 and encodes 1166 amino acids. Gene Ontology annotation, cellular component: trans-Golgi network. The transcript has 23 exons. NCBI's taxonomy places the organism in Eukaryota, Metazoa, Chordata, Amphibia, Anura, Pelobatidae.
GGUGGUUCGAUCCUGGCAGGGGGCGGGGCUUGAUACAGGAAGUGCUGCUGUAUGCUUGGAAAGCAGAGCUGGGAGUCAGGAACAACAUCUAGUUUGAGAAUGAGUGUCCCUGAUUACAUGCAGUGUGCAGAGGACCACCAGACACUCCUUGUUGUUGUUCAGUCGGUGGGAGUCAUUAAAAAUGAUAAGUUCUUCAAGAUCUUUAAACGCAUCUCAUCUGUUUCUCAAUUGAACGUCAAUAACAAUCAGCGUAUCCUAUAUAUUCGUUAUCGCCAUCAGUACCCUGUUGAAAACAAUGAAUGGGGAGAUUUCCAAACUCAUCGUAAAGUUGUUGGCCUGAUCUGUAUUGCUGAGUGUAAUUCUCCCAGAGAACUGCCACAUACCUUCUUGAAGUUUGACCAGCACAAAGAAGCGUAUAGCUCUACUCUCUACGACUCUCGAUUAUUUAUUUUUGGGCUUCAAGAAGAGUUUGCUGACCAGUCCCGCAUUGAUGUUGCCUCAUACCCUAGCUGUGAAGACUGUGACGCAAUGGUUAAAAGAGUUGAGGAUUUUAUAGAGUCCCUUUUCAUCGUGCUUGAGUCCAAGCGCCUAGAUCGGACUAGCGAGAAGUCUGGAGAGAAGAUUCCGCUGCUAUAUGUCCCAUAUGAAAAGAAAGACUUUGUUGGUCUGGAUCCAGACAGCAGACACUACAAGAAACGUUGUCAGGGCCGUAUGCGGAAACACGUGGGAGACCUCAGCCUCCAGGCUGGCAUGCUGCAAGAUGCGCUGGUACAUUAUCACAUGGCUGUAGAGCUUCUCCGUGCUGUCAAUGACUUUGUGUGGCUUGGAGCCGCGUUAGAAGGUCUCUGCUCUGCUUCAGUCAUCCAUCACUACCCGGCAGGAACAGGAGGCAAGACUGCAACCCGGAGAUCUCAGACUAUCACUCUGCCUGCUGAUGCUGGCAAGAGACAUCGACCUGGUGCUCAGGAGGUCCUUAUUGAUCCAGGUGCCCUGUCUGCUAAUGGCUUUAACCUAGAUGCCAGUACUGAAAUCGGCCGAGCAAAAAACUGCCUGAGUCCAGAAGAUAUCAUUGAGAAAUACAAAGAAGCCAUCUCUUACUAUGGAAAGUCCAAGACAGCUGGAAUUAUAGAACUGGAGACCUGUGUGAAAGCCGUUCGAGUGCUGGCCAUACAGAAACGAAGCAUGGAAGCCUCUGAGUUCCUGCAGAAUGUCGUCUACAUAAACCUGCGCCAGCUUUCUGAAGAGGAAAAGAUCCAGCGUUACAGCGUCCUUUCUGAACUCUACGAGUUGAUAGGCUUUCAUCGCAAAUCUGCUUUCUUUAAACGAGUGGCUGCAAUGCAGUGCGUGGCCCCCACCAUCAUUGACCCUGGAUGGAAGGCAUGCUACAAGCUCCUGCUGGAGACUCUUCCAGGGUAUAGCUUGUCUCUCGACCCCAAUGACUUCACAGGGUCACAUAAAGGCUGGGCUGCCGUGCAGAUGCGUUUGCUUCAUGAACUAGUGUACGCGUCCCGAAGGUUGGGGAAUCCUGCGUUGGCUGUUCGUCAUUUGUCCUUCCUUUUACAGACUAUGCUCGACUUCCUGUCUGAUCAAGAGAAGAAAGAUGUUGCACAGAGCCUGGAAAGCUAUACGUCAAAAUGUCCGGGCUCUAUGGAUCCCAUUGUGCUACCAGAAGGUCUGACACUGCCUCCUGUCCCAUUCACUAAACUGCCGAUUGUCAGAUCCGUGAAACUUCUCAACCUGCCUGCCAUCCUGAGGCCACAGAAGGUGAAAAAUUUAUUGGGUCCAAAACUGUCUACCCGGAGCCCCUUUAUUUACUCUCCGAUCAUCGCACACAGCCGCACUGAGGAUAAGAACAAAAUAGAUUUCCAGUGGGUGCAGGGUGAUGUAUGUGAGGUUCAACUAAUGGUCUAUAACCCCAUGCCGUUUGAACUGCGAGUUGAGACCAUGGGUCUCCUGACAAGUGGAGUAGAUUUUGAAUCACUUCCUGCUGCACUUUCCCUUCCUGCGGAGUCCGGCCUAUAUCCAGUCACACUAGUUGGGGUUCCUAGAACCACUGGACAGAUCACAGUGAACGGUUACCACACAUCUGUGUUUGGCGUGUACAGUGACUGUCUUCUCGAGAAGCUCCCGGGCAUAAAGAAUAAUGGGUGCACUGUGGACGUGAUCCCUGCUUUGCCACGGCUGCAGAUCAGCACCUCCCUUCCCAGGUCAGCUCACGCCUUGCAGCCAUCCACCAGCGAUGAAAUAUCGUCUCAUGUAUCUGUGAAGUUGUACAAUGGAGAGACACAGAAACUUGUCAUACGGCUGGAGAACAUAGGGACAGAGCCCAUUGAGAAACUGGAGGUCACAUCCAAAACGGUUCAUACCAAAGAGAAACUGUAUGGUGACUUCCUCACCUGGGACCUGGAAGAAACGUUUUCUCAGUUCCCGCUAAAACCUGGAAAAACUGCAACAUUUACUGUAUUCAUCAAAGUGAAACUGGACUUCUCUUGCCAGGAGAACCUCCUACAAGAUCUCAAUGACGACGGAAUCAGCGUCAGCGGACUCCCGAUAUCCAGCCCUUUCCGACAAGCUGUCAAGCCGCGAGUAGAAAGUAAACCUAUGAACCCACCAGAGAGCAGCAAAGGCGGUGAUUUUAAUCACAUCAAGACACUGGAAGGCAUUUUGAACUUCAAGUAUUCUGGUGGACCAGGCCACGCCGACGGAUACUAUCGGAACCUCUCCGUGGGAUUGCACGUGGAAGUGGAACCAUCAGUCUUUUUCACCCGUGUCAGCACACUUCCUGCAACGAGCACGCGGCAGUGUCACCUUCUUCUAGAUGUUUUUAACUCAACAGAACACGAGUUAACGGUCAGCGCAAAGGACAACGAAGGCCUCAUUCUCCACGCAGGAGAGUGUCAGCGAAUGGCUAUCCAGGUGGACAAGUUUAACUUUGACAGCAUUUGUGAGCCAUCCGAGGAGAAGUUACAGUUUGCCAACCAAAAAGAAAUCGAGGAGGAACGGCACCAAGCGAAAGGUUUAGAAAUCAAUAGCAAACUGGACAUCCGCUGGAAGAUUCCGUCCGUAAAGCGUGAAGGAGAAGCAAGCGUAGAGGGAGUGCUAAAUCAACUUGUUCUUGAGCACCUACAGCUGGCUCCUCUCCAGUGGGAUGUGUUAGUCGAUGGAAAACCUUGUGACUGCGAUGUCAUCGCAGACUGUAAAGUUGGGGAUCCUAUUCACCUCGAAGUUAAGUUGACGAACUGCAGUAAGAAUGUGGUGGGUCCGUUUGCGCUGACAGUGAUUCCAUUCCAAGAUUACCAGAACGGAAUACACAACUAUGAACUUGGGGAUAUUGUCACGUUUGUGGGAUCCAACACGUUUUACAUCAACUCGGUCCAACCCACAGAGCAUUCCGUGUGCAUUGGGGCCCUGCUAUUCCUCUACAACGGGGAUUUUUAUCUGGAUAUCAAAUUUCAAGACGACAACUCUGACCGAGAGCUUCCUCUGUCUUGGUUUUGCCUUCCUAGUGUUCAUAUCCGCGCUGUAGAUACCAUUCAUGAAGCACAGCUUUAAAUUAACAUUGUUAAUCAUGUCUGCUUGAAAUUACACUGCUAAAUUUUGUGUUACAUAUUCCUGUUUCCUAAAUAAAUAUUCCCUUUCCCCUGAAA